CUACUCUUUGUGGUGUCGCCAUUUGAUUGAGGCGCGAGCGAGCGGACGACAGAAACGGAAACGCCUCCACCUCCCACAACUGCCCUCGUCUUCCCACACACACCUUUCCACCACCUCUUCGCGAGCCUGUGCGAUGGUGCGGGCGUUCAAGUCGGCAAUGGCGAUGCUGCUGGCGGUGGGCUUGGUGUGCCUGCUGCUGGGAUCCCCCGUGGCACAUGCACAACAGACGCUGGCGCGCCGAGUCUCAACCACAAUUGUUGGCUUUGGGUCCCUCACCAUCUCCCAGUCAUCGUCAUCCGACCCAGCUACAGUCACGGUCAACAUCACCAACAGCGCCGUGGACAACUUUGGCAUCUAUCAAUUCCAGAGCGCAAGCUGCGCCAACAUCGGCAGCAUCUUCAACCCAACUGCAAUCUCAGGGUGCACGGCAAGCUCGUGCCCCGUGGGGCAGUUGUCGGACCGGUAUGCGGAGUUCAACACCUCCAUCACCGUCGUUGACCAGGACUUGACCUUGUUCGGCACUCACACCGUCAACGGCCGUAGCUUUGUGGUUCGCAACGGCACGACGGUGCUUGGCUGCGCCAACAUUGGGCCACAGCCGCAGUGCUCUCCAACAGAGUAUCGCGUUGCUGCGCAGACGGCGACAGCUGCCGUCUCAUGCGCCUCGUACACGUUCUGUAACCGCCUCGUCGAAUAUGAGACUGUUGCUGCGACGCCAACAACCGACCGCGCGUGCCAGAAGUUCCAGACGAGCGAUGCCGCUGCUGUCAUCAUUCAGGGCGUGUCCAAGACGGCAUUCUUCGAUGUGGAGCGCGAAGCACGUGCAUCCAUUGAAGAAGUCUUAGAAGCGAACACCAACCAGAACCUCUCUGUUGCCAUCCUCCGUCGCUUGUUUGCAAACGGCACGAGCACGAGCACGCCCAGCGCGGAUGUUGUGCUUGAGAUUUGGAUUGCUGCCGUUGACACGGACACUCGCACCCCACUCACGCGCGCGGCAGUCACAAGCGCGCUCACAGACCUCGAGGGACAAACAGCAGCGUCUUGCCAGACGACGGUGCAGGUUGCGUGCGCGUGCAACACCAGUGCGGUUGUGCCGAAUGCAACUGUUGGUGUUGACGGCUGUUUCUCCUUCAACAGCGGAUCGUACUGCGUUCCACAAGAUCAGCAAAACUGCCCCAACUCGUUUCCGGCCACAACCGUUGAUCUGAACACAUUCAAGAACACGGGCCUCCGCUUCCGCAACUGUCCGACGACACACACAGCGACCAACUGCCUGGAGCAGCUCAUGGCUGCUGCAGUGGUGGGCGUUGCUGCCCCAACAGAGGUGACGGUGGAUGACAUCAGCAUCCCAAACGUACGCACCCCGCCAGAGAUACCAGAGAACCUGACGCUGAGCCAGCAGGGUGUGAACGCCCUUCGUGACGGGGCGCGCUGGUGGCGCAACCUCAUCCAGCCAACCACGCUCCCGUACAACGACAUCAACUACCAGAUUCAGUACUACCGCAGCAACAGCGAGUUUGACAUGUCGCGUGCGCAGACGGACGGCAUCGCAUACGGCCUCCCCUUUGCCAUUAUGGCCGGUGUCAGCCUGGUCCUGUUUGUGUUUUUGCCAAUUGUGAUGGCCAUCAUGGCGUGCUGCCGCUGCUGCUCCUGCUGCCUGUGCCACGAGUGCUGCGGCGGAAAAUUGGACCAGCAGGACCCCUCGCGUUCUAAAUGCAUUCUGCUCACGGUCCUCACUGCCAGCCUGUGCGUGUGCCUCAUCACGUUUGCCGCCCUCGUGGUGGCCGCGGACGCGCAAAUGACCGCUGGCGUGGAUGACGUGGAGGCGGCGGCGGUGAGCGGACUCGACAACAUGAAUCUCUUCAAGGACAACACGCUGGACCAGGCUGAGGACGUGCCUGGCGUGCUGUUCCCCGUGGUGCUGGACGGCGUGUUUGGCCUUCUCGACACCCUCAACGCAGGUAUUGCGUUUGGUGUUGUGGAUGUCGUUGGCGAGGUGUCUGACACGCUGCUCACGCUGGUGCGGAGCCUUGCCGAUGAGGUGGACACAAACUACGAGCGCAUGCUUGACGUGCAAGCGCUGAGUCCCAACAUUAGCGCCAAGUUGAGCGAGCUCGAGACAGCCCUGCAGGACCUCGACACUGCACACGAGGCAACCCGCACAGCAUGCUACGCGAAAAUGGACGCUGGGGUUGACGUCAUUUGUGAUUCGUUCCUCCCGGGAAUCCCAACGGACGUUCCGUCCUUCACGCUGGAUGACGUGAUCACGCCCAUCAUCGAUGGUCUACAGAUGAUUCGUGACUCGGACCUGCGGGGCCUGGCCGACGAGGCCGAGGCAGUGCUCAACGACAUUCCAUAUGAGGUGCAGGACCAGAUUGACAUGGUGACCUCGCAGAUCACCACAGAGGCAGCCAACGUGCAGGCCGACCUCGACAGUGAGAUUGCGAACAUUCGCCAGCAGGCGGACGAUUUCACCAGCAAUGACUUCAACAUUGCGCAAAAGAAGGCGGACAUUGCAUCCACCUUCCAGAGCGCAGAGCCGUACGAGGAGUACAGGGCCAUGGCGUCCAAGGCCAUUGCUGGCGUCUUCAUUGGCCUUGGCGCUCUCAUCUUGAUUGCAACCGUCGCUGGCGCGUGCUCGUACGACAGUGACCUCGACCCGACACAGCGCUCGUCUUGCUCGGAUGCGUGCGGUCGCGUGAUUCUUGGAUCUGUCGGUCUGCUGGUCAUCUUCAGCACGAUCAUUCAUCUCAUCGUUGCCAUCCUCUUCAUCAUGGCUGCCGUCACGGGCAAGACCUGCGACAGCUUUGACAACGAUGAAGUCAUUCGCAUGGUUGCGGACCAGCCCGCGAAUUGGGACAACAAGUACCUCAUUCCAUCCAUGGUGAACCUGUUGCUGGAUGGCCUUGGUGCGCUGAAUGCGAGCUACGUGUUUGAUCCGUAUGUCUUCGCGUUUCAGUCCUACUCCGGCUCCGCAAAUGUCGCAGACCUCAUCACCAUGUCCCAGGACUUGGACGCGCGAGGUACCGCCAUUGAUGGCAUCAUCUCUGAGAUCAUCAGUCUGCAGCAGCAGCAAAUCUCUCUCCUCUCCGUUGUCGUUGUCAGCGCACAGAAUCUCACCACCCGCGUCCAGGACUUUGCAAGGGAUGUCGCUGCUUUUGAAGACUUCUUCCGAGAGGUUGCAGAACAAGCAUUCGACGUUGACUCGAUUGCAAACGACGUGCUAGCGCUCGCUGAGAGAUUUGCCACCAUCGCCUCCAACAUCAUCCGCGACGAUAUUGCCCCGUGUGGCCUGAUGACCACGACGUACGACGAUAUGAUGAGCGCAUCGUGUGAUGAAACGCAGAAGGGCCUGGACGCAUGGUGGUUUAGCAUGGCGCUUGUCAGCUUCAUGUCCCUGCUCCUCACCAUCACCGGCAUUAAGCGCCAUCACGUCCACCCGGCUGUUCCCCUCAAACACACGUGCGCUGUGUUUGCCUUCCUCUCACGACGGAUGUGUACGGCUUUGUACUGCCAGGGCCUUGGUAUGCUGGUUGCGCACAUGCUGCUGCUGCUGGAGGAGGAGGACGCCUUCUGGUUGCUGCAGGCCAUCCUCUCCGAUCUUGUGCCCGGCGAUUUCUACGGCGGCAACUUGCUGGGCGCCGUCACAGACCAGCGCGUGCUCAGGGAGCUGAUUCGGCGCCAUGUCCCGGACGUGUCCACGGCGAUUGAAACAUCGCAAGUGGAGCUCUCCCUCAUCACCCUCAACUGGUGA
Salpingoeca rosetta is the source of this 3754-nucleotide messenger RNA. RefSeq lists its product as uncharacterized. The transcript is spliced from 19 exons. NCBI's taxonomy places the organism in Eukaryota, Choanoflagellata, Craspedida, Salpingoecidae. Gene Ontology annotation, molecular function: metal ion binding. The coding region runs from base 134 to 3754 and encodes 1206 amino acids. Gene Ontology annotation, biological process: superoxide metabolic process. Gene Ontology annotation, cellular component: membrane. The record is from RefSeq and is a predicted model, not a curated record.